Molecule: messenger RNA, 780 nt
Organism: Oldenlandia corymbosa var. corymbosa
Lineage: Eukaryota; Viridiplantae; Streptophyta; Magnoliopsida; Gentianales; Rubiaceae
Source: the annotation of a GenBank genome assembly
AUGGGAAGAAUUCCGUGCUGUGAGAAAGACAAUGUGAAGAGAGGACAAUGGACGCCUGAGGAAGACCACAAGCUAUCUUCCUACAUUGCUCAACAUGGCACUCGAAACUGGCGACUCAUCCCCAAACAUGCAGACCCUGUGACUCACAAGCCUUUCUCUCACCUCAUAACUGAGAUUGCUAACACUCUGGCACCGCCACAAGUGCCCCACUUGGCUGAAGCGGCUUUGGGGUGUUUUAAGGACGAGAUGCUUCAUCUCCUCACCAAGAAACGCAUUGGCAGCUUCCAAUUGCAUCAGCAGCAGCAACAACUAGGCAUUGCACACAUUAACAACACGGCGACUAAUAGUAAUAACCAUGUUAAGCAUGAGGAUCGAGAUGAAACGACCAUCGACAAGAUCAAGUAUGGAUUAUCAAGAGCCAUAAGAGAUCCUGAAACGUUACCUAUGAGCAAGCCUUGGGACACCAGUGCAGCAGCCGGGACUGCAAACUUUUCUGGAGCUUGCAGCGCUUUUGCUGCACAGGAUUCCGGCUUUCACUAUGGCCUUUCGUCUCUUGUAAAUGAUGGGGAUGGAUCUGCAUGGAACCAACAGGGCAUUUGUGCUGGUGGCAGUCCUGCCACUGCAGACAGACAAAGUGGCCGCCUGGAUGACAAACUCAAUGAUGAAAAAGGCGAAGAUACAAGAGUUGGCAAGGAAACGGGAGAUGGGGCUGCUAUUUUCAAUUCGGACUGUGUUUUAUGGGAUUUGCCAUCUGAAGAAUUAAUGAGUCCUAUGGUUUAA